AUGAAGGAAAGAAAGAAGCUUUUGGUAUUCAUUUAUGUUCUCAUCUUUCUCUUCCAAAUUGUGAAUCCAACAAAUUCAGAUAGACCAUGGCCUCUGGCUAAGGCUAAGAGCAAGAACCUUGUGUUGGUUCAUGGGGCAUGCCAUCGAGCCUGGUCUUGGUACAGGCAGUUGAAUGAUAUUCCCUCAGUAUCCGACUACAUCGGUCCAUUGUCGGACUUCAUGGCUGCUCUUCCCCGGCAUCAGAAGGUAGUACUUGUCGGUCACAGCCUUGGCGGCUGGGCAAUUUCUCGAGCCAUGAAGAGGUUUUCAAAGAAAUUUUUUGUUGCUGUUUUUGUCACUGUUUUAAUGCCUGGUCCAACUCUCAAUAUUUCCACCCUUGAGCAAGAGAGGAUGAGAAGACAAGGUCCUCCGCUGGACACUCGUUACACAUAUGGUAAUGGACCUAACAACCCUCCAACCGCCUUGCUAUUCGGCCCCUUGUUCUUAGAAGCAAAUUUGUAUCAGCUCAGCCCCAUUGAGGAGCUAAUGCUAAUGAGCGAAGAAUAUGGUUCGGUUAACAGAGUUUUUAUCAUGGCUAAUGAAGAUCAAGUGAUACAGAUGGAUUUCCAACAAUGGAUGAUUGAGAGGAACACUCCCACAGAAGUCAGAAAGAUAACUGGACCUGAUCACAUGGUUAUGAUGGGUAAACCAAUAGAGUUAUCGGUUCAUCCCGAAGACAUUGUUGAGAAAUAUGUUUGA
This is a messenger RNA of Ilex paraguariensis (yerba mate), 738 nucleotides long. The record is from the annotation of a GenBank genome assembly. Lineage: Eukaryota; Viridiplantae; Streptophyta; Magnoliopsida; Aquifoliales; Aquifoliaceae.